AUGGCAACAAAAUAUGAAGAGCGUCCGAUCCCCAAGAUUUCCUUGUCAAAUUUCGAUCAACGAAUCGAUGAAAUCACCCAGCAGCUAUGCGCCGCCGCCGAAGAUGUCGGCUUCUUCGCCAUCGUAGACCACGGCAUUCCGCAAGCUGACGUGGACACCAUGUUUGCGACUUCCCAAGCCUUUUUUCAGCUGCCCGAGCCCGCCAAGUGUAGCGUGCCGUGGAGUCCCCAGAACGUCGGUUACGAGUACAAGUCCCAAGUGCGGCCAUCCACGGGUGCCGCGGACCAAAAGGAGUCGUAUCAGCUGCAGUUUGGCGAGAACAUGGCCGACAAAUGGAUCAGCGACGAGAACUUGCCGGGAUUCAAGGAUACCUCACUGCAGUUUAUGCACCAACUCCAGGCCGUCUCGAAUCAACUUAUGGUCUGCCUCGCUCGUGGCCUCGGAUUUCCGGAUGAGUAUUUUGUCCAGGCGCAUGACGUGCGACGUCCCAACUCACAGUCCACACUGCGUCUCUUGCACUACUUUGAGACACCCAAGGACGGCGAAACAUACCACCGGGCAGGCGCACACGUGGACUGGGGCUUUCUGACACUGCUCUUCCAGCGCGAGGGCCAGUCGGGCUUAGAAAUCUGCCCCGGCCGCGAAGUCGUGACCGAGUGGGCCUCUGGCGAGGCGUGGACCAAGGUCGCAUUCGAGCCCGGCAGCAUCAUUUGCAACAUCGGCGACCUGCUCAUGAGCUGGUCCGACGACCGGUUCAAGAGCACGUUUCAUCGCGUCAAGGCACCUGAGGAGCCUGGUGACAACUGGGGCGAGAGAUACAGCAUUGCCUUUUUUAACCAGCCGUGCAAGGACGCUCUUAUUCAGGGCCCCAAGAAAAAGUACCCCAUGGUCACGGGGGAGCAGUUCACGGCAAACGCAAUGGGGACAUACUACAAGGCAUUGCAAACCAAGCUCAAGGAACAGCAAAAUCAAGCUGUCAAAGUGUGA
This is a messenger RNA of Pestalotiopsis fici W106-1, 987 nucleotides long. RefSeq lists its product as uncharacterized. The record is from RefSeq and is a predicted model, not a curated record. NCBI's taxonomy places the organism in Eukaryota, Fungi, Ascomycota, Sordariomycetes, Amphisphaeriales, Sporocadaceae. Gene Ontology annotation, molecular function: dioxygenase activity. The transcript has 2 exons. Bases 1 to 987 code for a protein of 328 amino acids.